UUGUUUUCAGCAAACUUAGUUCCAAGCUGCAAGAUUUCGAAAUCGAGUCAUAAUGCUGAAGGACGGGAAUACCCUUCUGCUGAGACCGUGCCAUCCUUAGAACCAGCGAUUUUUGAAGUGGUAGUGCCAAACGAAACUUCUGCUCCUCGUGGUCCUCCUCCACCACCACCCCCACCUCCACCACCACCGCCUUCACAUCUCACACUACCACCAUCACUCACAACACAUCCAGAACCUCCACCACCUCCUCCAAUCAUGUCCGAUCUAAUGGCUGCAAUUCGUGCUGCUGGCGGCGCCAGUAAAGCUAAGUUAAAGAGCAUAGGUUCCUCUCGUCGUCAAGUGGUUGAAUCCUCUGCUUUCCAUGUUCCGUUGUCAGAGAGCAAAUCAUCUCGUGGUAAUGAUUUGAUGGCGUCGUUAGCAAAAGCACUGGAGGCAAGGAGAAAAGGUUAUAUUGAAAUAUUUGGUCUCGUCUCUGCUUUUCUCAUAUUUAAACACGACAAAUGGGAGUGUGGAUAG
Angiostrongylus costaricensis is the source of this 516-nucleotide messenger RNA. Lineage: Eukaryota; Metazoa; Nematoda; Chromadorea; Rhabditida; Metastrongylidae. The record is from the annotation of a GenBank genome assembly.